This is a messenger RNA of Truncatella angustata, 177 nucleotides long. RefSeq lists its product as uncharacterized. The transcript is spliced from 3 exons. Gene Ontology annotation, molecular function: structural constituent of ribosome. NCBI's taxonomy places the organism in Eukaryota, Fungi, Ascomycota, Sordariomycetes, Amphisphaeriales, Sporocadaceae. The record is from RefSeq and is a predicted model, not a curated record. The coding region runs from base 1 to 177 and encodes 58 amino acids. Gene Ontology annotation, biological process: translation. Gene Ontology annotation, cellular component: ribosome; mitochondrion.
AUGGCGAAGAAACCCAAGUCCCGCAUCAUUAAUGUGCGCCUCCUUUCGAUGGCCAUGACCGGCUACUUCUACAGCUUCACGAGGCCACGCACGGCGAAUCCCAUGAGCAUGCUCAAAUACGACCCGAUCAUACGGAAAAAGGUUUUGUUCCUUGAGCAGAAGCGGAAAGGCAAAUAG